AUGGUCCGCCUGCCACUCCCUCAUCGGCGCAGUGGGAACCGUUCCCCAAAGAUUGGCGCCGCCUCUUCUCAAGAUGACCUCUCUGCCGCCUCGACCGCGACCUCCGAGACAAAAUUCCCGCUGAUCUUGAAGACUCAGGUUAUCAGUGGCCGUAAUCUAGCUGCAAAGGAUAGGAAUGGCAUGAGUGAUCCUUAUCUGGUGGUCACGCUAGGCCAUGCCAGAGAGUCCACCCCUACAAUCAGCAAGACUCUAAACCCAGAGUGGAACGUCUGUUUCGAUCUGCCUAUUGUUGGUGUUCCGUUGCUCGAAUGUGUCUGCUGGGAUAAAGAUAGGUUUGGCAAGGAUUACAUGGGCGAGUUUGAUAUCGCCCUGGAAGAUAUCUUUGCAAACGGCCAGAUUCACCAGGAGCCCCGAUGGUACGAUCUCCAAUCGAAAUGGAAGACAAGCAGCAAGAAGAACAAUGAUGUCUCCGGUCAGAUCCAGCUGCAGUUCUCUCUUGUCGACCCCGCAAACCCUUCUGCUUCCUCAGACCAGAUCUUCUUAAAGUUCAAGAAUCUCAUUCGCAACAGUGACGAUGAGGAGGAAGAUGCUACCCCCACUACAUCCGGAGAUAACGAGGAAGUUGGUGAAAGCUCAAAGGAGGACCUGACCAGACCGGAUGCCAUCGCUGAGCAACGACAAAAGUCAAAGGUUGCCCGACUCAAGCGGCGGUCUAUUGCCGUGCGGGCAUAUGAAUUCUGCGGAGCCAAAGACGGGGUGGUUGGCAUUGUCUUCCUUGAAAUAAACAAGGUCCUUGACCUACCCCCAGAAAAGAACAUGACUCGCACAUCCUUUGACAUGGACCCGUUUGUGGUCACGUCUCUUGGUAGAAAGACCAUGAGAACCCGUGUCAUCCGUCACAACUUGAACCCAGUCUUUGACGAGAAGAUGGUAUUCCAAGUGAUGAAGCAUGAACAGGCCUAUUCCAUCAACUUCACCGUCAUUGAUAGAGACAAGUUAUCCGGGAACGAUUUUGUUGCAUCCACAAACUUCCCCUUGCAGAGCCUUAUUCAGGCUGGCCCUGAAGCCGACCCAGAGACAGGCUUAUACCAACUCUUCGACCUUCCUCAGGAUCCCGUUGAGCCCACCACUCCUCAGUCCUCCUCCAAGUCUAGGUUCAGACUAACCCUAUCUCGCUCUACUUCCGCAUCAAACCUCGCCAAAAUGGCAAAACCGUCUCUGAAAUCAAAAUCUUCAGCUGCCUCGUUAGCAAGCCAGUACCAGCAGGACAAUCAGCAGCCGGCUCCAACUUCCAAUCCUGCUGCAUCUCAGCCUGAUUCCGCUAGCACGCUGAAUGUGCCUGGGAACAUUUCACCGGUUUCUCCAGACAAAACUGGCUUCCCUUCUACUAACCCCGACACAGAUGCGUUUAAAAACUACGUUAUUCCAUUGUUACUGAAGAACAAGGACAGAUGGGAAGACAAACAUAAUCCAGAACUCCAUAUAAAAGCAAAGUACAUGCCUUAUCCAGCUCUGAGGCAGCAAUUCUGGCGCGUCAUGCUACGACAGUACGAUGCAGAUGAGAGCGGACGUAUUAGUAAAAUCGAAUUGACUACCAUGCUGGACACCCUAGGCUCGACAUUGAAAGACUCAACGAUCGACGGAUUCUUCCACAGAUUUGCUGCAGAAAACGAGUCGUCCGGAGAUACCAUGGAUCUCACUUUUGACCAGGCGGUGAUCUGUCUUGAAGAGAAACUUCAGGAGUUGCAAAAAAAGACAGUGGGCGCCACCAUGUCUAAAUUAGUGCAAUUCCCAUCGUCCUCUUCAGGGCCGUUAGAAAGUGAGAUCCUACCCGAUGAUGAUGAUGAAGAUGAUGACGAGGAUGAUGCUCCCCUCACCCCUGCUGGGGGCGGCCGUACUCACCUAACUUUGAACCCUGCGCUUACUAACGUUGACCAAACAACAGUAUCUGCCACAGCUAGUCGCGAUGAAUCGGUUUCUGGUAGCGAAGAGGGCACCAGCUCGCCUCAGGGUGACCUCUCAGACGAGCGAGGUGAAGAGCAUGUCAUUGAGAUUCGAGAGUGCCCCUUAUGCCAUCAGCCUCGCCUGAGUAAGCGGUCCGAUGCAGAUAUCAUCACCCAUCUUGCUACCUGUGCCAGCCAGGACUGGAGACAGGUAGACAAUUUAGUUAUGGGUGGCUUCGUGACCUCCAGUCAGGCGCAGAGGAAAUGGUAUAGCAAGGUCAUCACCAAGCUGUCAUAUGGAGGCUACAAGAUCGGUGCCAAUUCGGCCAAUAUCUUGGUGCAGGACCGCCUGACGGGACAGAUCAACGAGGAGAAGAUGAGCGUAUAUGUUCGACUGGGUAUUCGAUUGCUCUACAAGGGAUUGAAGAGCAGAGAGAUGGAGAAGAAGAGAAUUCGUAAAAUGCUCAAGUCGCUGAGUAUCAAGCAAGGUCGGAAGUACGACGACCCUGCCUCCUCCAGUCAAAUUGAGGCAUUCAUUGAAUUCCACCAACUUGACAUGAGCGAAGUGCUUCUCCCCCUGGACCAGUUCAAGUCAUUCAACGAGUUCUUCUACCGCGCCCUAAAACCAGGCGCACGCCCCUGUUCAGCACCAGAUGAUCCAAACAUCAUCGUCUCACCCGCUGAUUGUCGCUCUGUGGUCUUCGACCGCAUUACUGAAGCCACCCAGAUCUGGGUCAAGGGCCGUGAAUUCUCCAUUGAACGACUUCUCGGGAAAGCUUAUCCAGAGGACGUGGAGCGCUACAAGAACGGAGCUCUCGGCAUCUUCCGUCUUGCGCCACAGGAUUACCAUCGUUUCCAUAUCCCCGUUGAUGGAAUCAUGGGUACCCCAAAGACCAUUGAGGGUGAAUAUUACACUGUGAACCCAAUGGCUAUUCGAUCCGCAUUGGACGUGUACGGCGAGAAUGUUCGAAUUAUAGUCCCUAUCGACUCUGUUGCUCAUGGUCGUGUAAUGGUCAUUUGCGUCGGUGCGAUGAUGGUCGGUAGCACAGUGAUCACGCAAGAGGCCGGCGCGAAGGUAUCCAGGGCCGACGAACUUGGGUACUUCAAGUUUGGAGGAAGUACCCUAUUAGUCCUAUUUGAACCAGGACGAAUGAACUUUGACACCGAUUUGGUUGACAAUUCAAAGGGUGCUCUGGAAACAUUGAUUCGCGUGGGCAUGUCCAUUGGACACAGCCCAGGAGUCCCCCAGUAUACGCCCGACAUAUUCAAACCGACCAAAUACGUAACCCCCCAAGAAAUGGAAGCCGCAAACCGCAGAAUCGGAGGCCCUGACCCAAGGCUCAUCCCAGAAUCAGCCUCAGACCUCGGCCUUGACGAAUUACAAAUAAAAUAG
Messenger RNA from Nannizzia gypsea CBS 118893, 3336 nucleotides. RefSeq names its product C2 domain-containing protein. Gene Ontology annotation, molecular function: calcium ion binding; phosphatidylserine decarboxylase activity. The record is from RefSeq and is a predicted model, not a curated record. Lineage: Eukaryota; Fungi; Ascomycota; Eurotiomycetes; Onygenales; Arthrodermataceae. Bases 1 to 3336 code for a protein of 1111 amino acids. Gene Ontology annotation, biological process: phospholipid biosynthetic process. The transcript has 7 exons.